Molecule: messenger RNA, 1611 nt
Organism: Chelmon rostratus (copperband butterflyfish)
Lineage: Eukaryota; Metazoa; Chordata; Actinopteri; Chaetodontiformes; Chaetodontidae
Gene: alp3
Product: alkaline phosphatase 3
Exons: 11
Coding region: 1-1611 (536 amino acids)
Biological process (GO): dephosphorylation
Cellular component (GO): plasma membrane
Molecular function (GO): alkaline phosphatase activity
Source: RefSeq, a predicted model, not a curated record
AUGGAGCUGACAAGAGCGACCGUCUCCGCUGUCUUCCUGCUGCUUGCAUUUGGAUCAUCUAAUGCCAAAGUUGAGGAGGAGAACCCAGAGUUCUGGAGGUCGCAGGCCCAGAAGACUUUGCAGUCAGUGCUGGACAGGAAGCUCAACACCAAUGUGGCCAAGAACAUCCUGUUUUUCCUUGGAGAUGGUAUGGGAAUCACAACCUACACGGCGGCUCGUAUCCUCAAGGGACAGCUGCAGAACCAGAAUGGAGAGGAGACAGUGAUGACCAUGGACACCUUCCCUAAUGUGGGACUAGCCAAGACCUACAGUGUGGACUUCCAGAUUGCAGACAGUGCAGCCACAGCCACAGCGUAUCUGUGCGGAGUGAAAACCAACCUGAACACCAUCGGUGUCAGUGCAGCAGCUCGCAACGGAGUCUGCAAGUCUCAGAAAGGCCGCGAGGUCACGUCCAUCCUGAAGUGGGCCAAAGAUGCUGGCAAGUCUGUCGGCAUUGUAACAACCACGCGAGUGCAGCAUGCCACCCCAGCGGCCACCUACGCCCACACCGCCAGCAGGAAGUGGUACAGUGACGCUGACAUGCCUGAUGGUGCCCGCAGGGACGGCUGCACCGACAUCGCCGCCCAGCUCCUCCAAAACACAGACAUAGAUGUGAUCAUCGGUGGAGGUAGAAAGUACAUGACCCCUAAGGGCACCAAGGAUCCAGAAUACCCCCUCGACUUCUCCUCCAGGGGCAAGAGAAAAGACGGACGCAACCUCAUCGAUGAGUGGCAGAGCAUGAAAGCUGGGAAGGUAGCCCACUAUGUGUGGAACAAAACAGAUUUCACUGCUGUUGACCCUGAAACCACAGACUACCUCAUGGCUCUGUUUGAACCCGGUGAUCUGCGCUUUGAUGUGGAGAGGGACCCGAGUAUGGACCCGUCUAUCGCCGAAACUACAGAAAAGGCCAUCCGCAUCCUCCAGAAAAACCCUAAAGGCUUCUUCCUGCUAGUGGAGGGUGGGCGUAUCGACCAGGCUCACCAUGCUGGCCGGGCGUCCAUGGCACUCCACGAGGCGGUUGCUCUGGACUACGCCGUCGCCAAGGGCCUGGAACUCACCAACGAGCAAGAAACUCUCACGAUAGUGAUGGCCGACCACUCCCACCCCGUUACCUUCAAUGGAUACCCGUUUCGAGGGCAGAGCAUUCUGGGUAAAUCUCCCCUGUGGGCUAAAGACAUGCUGCCUUACACCACACUGAUGUACGGCAACGGACCAGGACACAAAACCGCCAACGGCAGGCGGCCAGACAUCCGCGAUGUCGACACUAAAACUAAAGACUACAUCCAACUGUCUGCCGUCCCCGUAGACUCAACCACUCACAGCGGCGAGGAUGUGGCGGUGCUCGCCCGCGGACCCAUGGCCCACCUCUUCCAGGGCGUCCACGAGCAGAACUACAUCGCCCACGCCAUGGCCUACGCCGCGUGCGUGGGCGCCGACCUCAGGCACUGCCAGGGGCAAACCGAGGCACAUACAGUUCACACCACCUUCGCCAACGACAGGAGCGGAGCCGGGGCAGCCUUCGGCUCGGCGGCUCUGCUCAGCAGCCUCCUCAGCGUGCUGGUGCUGAUGUGA